AUGAUAAUAAGCCACCACUAUAUUUCUGAACUUAGAAAAUCUAGUUAUAAAAGAAAUGUUUAUUCGGGCUGUGUAAAAGACAUAAAAUCAAAUAUUAUUAUUUUUGCCGAAAAUGCAAAGGUUUCGGGUGAUAAAAUAAAUAUCACUACUAUAUGUGACAAAAUACACCAUGAAAAUUUCAAGCAUGGUUGGUGGAAAGUGAUCAACAAUAAAUUAGUCUUAUAUAAUCAACAUGUCGUUAAUCAUGAUGAGGAAAAAGUUUACAAAUUCGACAGUGAAAUAGACUGGACUAAGAAAACAUCUUGGGUAAGACUUGGUGACG
Molecule: messenger RNA, 322 nt
Organism: Dentiscutata heterogama
Lineage: Eukaryota; Fungi; Glomeromycota; Glomeromycetes; Diversisporales; Gigasporaceae
Source: the annotation of a GenBank genome assembly